AAAUCCAAAUCUCUCGACUCAUCUCCCUCCUCUCACCCUCCAUGGCCUCUCUAUCUUCUUUCCUCUCCAAACCCCCUUCCCCUCUUCUCCCUAUCUCCCCCAAACUACCUGAAAUCACCUCCACCUCCUCCCCCUUCCUCGUCCCUCCCCCUCCUCGCCGCCGCCGCUCCCGCCGCCACAAGCAGCGACGAGCGCGUGACGAAAGUCCACAGCAUUGAAGAAUUCGACGCCGCCCUCCGUACGGCAAAGAACAAGCUCGUUGUGGUGGAGUACGCCGCCACACACAGCCAACAUAGCCGCCGGAUUUAUCCGUUUAUGGUGGAGCUCAGCCGCACGUGCUCCGACGUUGACUUCCUCCUUGUUAUGGGAGAUGAGUCGGAUGCCACCAGGGAGCUCUGCAGAAGAGAGAAGAUUGAGAAAGUUCCGCACUUUAGCUUCUACAAAAGCUUGGAGAAGGUGCAUGAGGAAGAAGGCAUCCAACCGGAUGAGCUCGUCGGCGGCGUGCUCUACUACGGCGACAGCGACUCCCCCGUAGUGCAGCUCCACAGCCGCGAGGAGGUUGAGAAGCUAAUCGGAGAGCACAAAGACAACAAUGGCAAGCUUGUGGUGCUCGACGUCGGGCUUAAGCACUGCGGCCCCUGCGUGAAGGUCUACCCUAUCGUCGUUAAGCUCUCGCUCUCCAUGGCCGGCAGCGUCAUCUUUGCGAGAAUGAACGGCGACGAGAACGAGAGCUGCAUGUCUUUUCUAAGGGAUAUGGGUGUCAUCCAAGUGCCUACGUUCUUGUUUGUGAAGGAUGGGGAGAUAUGUGGGAGGUAUGUGGGGUCAGGGAAGGGGGAGUUGAUUGGGGAGAUAUUGAGGUACCAGGGUGUGCGUGUUACUUGAUUAAGAUUAAUUUAAUUUAAUAAUUGGUAUGAUCAUUGAUUGGGAGGUGUAAGGUUUUAUUGGGAGAAUGAAUCAUUAAUGGAUUGAUUAUUUGAAGAAGUAUGGCAACAGUAAUGUAUAAUGAUGAAGGCUUGAAGCAUGAGAAAAUUUUGAGACAUACAU
Messenger RNA from Phalaenopsis equestris, 1044 nucleotides. RefSeq names its product thioredoxin-like protein CDSP32, chloroplastic. NCBI's taxonomy places the organism in Eukaryota, Viridiplantae, Streptophyta, Magnoliopsida, Asparagales, Orchidaceae. Gene Ontology annotation, molecular function: oxidoreductase activity, acting on a sulfur group of donors, disulfide as acceptor. The annotation marks the transcript as partial. The transcript is spliced from 2 exons. The record is from RefSeq and is a predicted model, not a curated record.